CCGGUCUUGCUCACUUCCUGACCUGACUGUCCCGCGACUGUUUACAAAGCUUCAUCACUUCUUCAACGGCCCGCGGUCCUGCGUGAACACAAACCACGACACGGAUGAUGGUCGUGUGCGGACUGCCACGCUUCUGCUAAGAACUACACGUCCUCUUUGAGUCUUGGCUGGGGACACUUACAAGGCCGUGAUUACCAAGUGGCGCCAGGGCCAUGCAGCACCCCAACUUCCAGACCCGCCACCCGCUCCAGACAGACGAGCAGCAGGAGACGGGCUUGGACCCGCUCAGCAAUUUCAACAAGAACCGCAGCAGAGGCUCUCUUGACAGCAGCACUCCAUCCUUGUCAACCUUCCUGUCAUACAGGAAAGAAUGGGACCAAUUGUUUGUCAGCGGCAAUUACCUGCCCAGGAUCCGGCAGGCAGGCAUCAGCGGUCGACUGAGGAGCAGCCGCUUUCGAAGCGUAUGCUGGAAGUUGUACCUGGAGGCUCUCCCAGAGGACAGCAGUCAGUGGAUCAACAAGACCAGGGAGCUGCGGGCUCAAUAUGAGAAGAUUAAAGAAAUGCACAUCACAAACCCUCGCAAGGCUGCGGGCAAGCAGGACUUGGUGGUCAACAACCCGCUAUCCCAGGACGAGGGGAGCCCGUGGAACAAGUUCUUCCAGGACAAGGAGCUGAAGGGGAUGAUCAAACAAGACGUAUUGAGAACGUUUCCUGAGAUCCGUUACUUCCAGGACGAGGAUGUGCGGAGCAAGCUGACGGACAUUCUCUUCUGCUAUGCCAGAGAAAAUGAACAGUUGCUUUAUAAGCAGGGGAUGCACGAGUUGUUGGCUCCCAUCGUCUUCGUUCUGCACUGCGACCAUCAAGCCUUCCUGCACGCCAGUGAGACGGCGAGCCCCAGUGAGGAGAUGAAGUGUCUGUUGGACCCACAGUACCUUGAGCAUGAUGCAUAUGCACUGUUCUCUCAGCUGAUGGAGACUGCAGAGCCUUGGUUCUCUUGCUAUGAACGAGAAGUGAGGAGGGGUAAAGAAGAAAUGCUCAGCAGCAUCCCUUUUGCGCGGCCCCAGGACUUGGGGCCAUCUGUUGCCAUAGUAACCAAAGUCAACCGCAUCCAAGAUCAGCUGGUGAAGAAGCACGAUGUGGAGCUGCACAUGCACCUCAACCGGCUGGAAAUCGCCCCGCAAAUCUACGGAAUCCGCUGGGUGCGCCUGCUGUUCGGACGCGAGUUUCCCCUUCAGGACCUGCUGGUGGUCUGGGACGCUCUAUUCGCUGACAGCAUCACUCUGGACCUGGUGGACUACGUUUUCGUGGCCAUGCUGCUCUACAUCCGAGACGCUCUGAUUGCCAGCAACUUCCAGACCUGCCUGGGCCUCCUGAUGCACUACCCUCCGAUCGGGGACAUCAACUCCCUGCUGCAGAAAGCUCUUUUCCUCCGAGACCCCAGAAACCAUCCAAGACCUGUCAACUACCAGUUCCAGCAGAAUCUGGAUUACUACAAAACAAGAGGAGCCGACCUGAUGAAUAAGACACGUUCCAGCACCAAAGCGGCUCCUCUGAACAUCAACAAGGUGUCCAGCAGCCUGCUGAACUUCGGCAGGAAGCUCAUCUCUCCGGCCAUAUCAGGAGCGUCCAUCAACAGCGACGUGCACGCCUCGCCCGCUUCGCCCACCGGGACGUCCGCGCCCCCCUUGCUGCACCCGCUCGCCGAGCCCCCCUCGGACCGGGCACCGUCGCAGAGCCACGCCCCCUCGCAGCACUACCGCAUGCUGAAGUCGGAGAGCAUGCCCGUCCACCUGGGCAAAGGCCAGAGCUCCAAGGCGGUCAGCUCCUCUCCCAGCAUCGACAACCUCUCGGCCGGGGGUCAGUCCUGCGCCUCGCCACCUCCGCCGCUCUCCAGGGGAGGAAGCGACGCCAGCGCCUCGUCGCCGCCCCUCUCUGCCACCAAGAAGGAGUCGUUCUUCCACAUCGCUCGCUCGCGCUCCCACAGCAAGACCAUGUCCAGGAAGGAGACGGACGACGACUUGGAGGCCCAGGUGUCCUUCCUGCAGGGUCAGAUCAACGACCUGGAAGCCAUGAGCAAAUACUGUGCCAAGAUGAUGAACACUCACAUUUGUCAAAUCCAGGACGUGAUCUUGCAAGAACACCUGGGCAAAGAGGACCAGGUCCUGGUUUCAUUGGCAGGCCUCAAACAGAUCAAGGACAUCCUGCAGGGGGCGCUGCGCUUUAACCAGAGCCAGCUGGAGGCCGAGGACAACGAGGAGAUCAACAUCGCCGACGAUCACUACACCUCGGCAGCCCAAGCCUCUCUGGGCACCGGCGGUCACCACGACGACCACCGGCCGCAAGGCGGCGGGGGCGGCAGGAGGCGGCGAGGACCCGACGGUGACGCCAGCGCUGAUGAGAAAGAAGAAGACGAGGAAGAGGAGCAGACGAUGACUCCACACCAGGUGGCGCCAGCCCUCAGCCCGGAUGCUAAGAACUGGGAAGACUACAUCCUGGUGUGCCAGGAAGGAGACCUGCAGGGCGCCCACACACGACGGUCCGCCUCGGAGCACACCCCUCCCAGCAGGCGGGGCCGCGGCCCGGUUCGCAUGGAGCCCGAGGGUGCGGCGGGGACCCUUCACGACCCCCUGAUGGCGGCCAUGGCCUCGGGUUCAUCCAGCCCGGACGAGGGCUCCACCAACAGCAAGGAUUCGGACUUCACCAUCGUCAACCCGGGCGAUUUGUGAACAAGUGAGCCAAAGACUCUUUUCUUCCUCUUCUUUUCCUCCAUCUGGGCCACCAUGAUAGAAACAAAGAUGGAGGGAAGCUGCUGUUUUUUUUUCUUCAAAGUUGCACAAAAUCUUGAUGCUAUCUCCUCCACUUCUGCACUUUUUGGGUAUUUUGUUCAUCACCCUCAAACCUUAUGUAAGACACCAACACGUUCCCUUCUCAGUGCCUUCUAAAUAGUAAAAAACUGCUAGUAGGAGGGGUCGAUAAGGUACUGUAAAAACCGCCAGUGCUACAUAAAAGAAGUACUUUUAGUACUACUACUAUAUGGCUGUAUGCUAUAUGACCCAAACAUUGCUAAGGAAGCAUUUUUUAUUUCAGGAAUGAGGACUAUUGAGAAUGUGCUGAAAGAUACAACCAUCCCAGAGAGAGUGGACAUUUUAUGCUCUUAUUUGAAACGUUACGCGCACAGUAAUAGACGUUACCGCCACAUUUCUAGAAAACUAAGGACACGGUGGGCUGUACUUCUCCUUUAAAUAAAAUGAUUAAUAAAUUAGUAACUCAAAUUUUUUUCUAAAAAAUUUAUAAUAGUAAUAUAUAAUAAAUAAAAUAUAAUAAACUUCUAAUUACAUACAAUAAUAGUGAAUAAUAGUUUCAUGUCGUGUAAAUGUUUUUGUAAAAUAUAUAUCUUAUAGUAAUAUUAUGAAUAUUUGAACUAUAACAAACUUUUACUUAAAUACUGUAAGUUAGUACUGAAACAUUUUAUAAAAAUAUUUAAAACAAAUGUAGCAAUCUUCCUUUUAAAUACAAUACAGUAAUAAACUAAGUAAAUAAAAAUAGAAUUUAUAUAUAUAUAAAAUAUAACAAAUUGAUAAGUAUAAAAAUCAAUUGGUAAAUAUUUAUUUAGAUACAGUGUAAAAAAAAUGGUAUAUAUUGAAGUAGUAUAAACAUUUAGAUGUAUAGAAUAUAACAAAUAAUUACAAUAAUAAACAGUGUUGUACAGCUUGGACAUUUGUAUUGAAAUAUUUCAAAUAAAUACAAUAAUAAAGUGGUAAAUAAUACUUCCACAUACUUAACAAUAAAAUAAUACAACUGGGCUCCACCAAAAGCAAGAAUUCAAACGUUAACCAGUUGUGAACAAGUGAGCAACAGACGUCCUCUACAGUAGACAUUUGAUUUUUGCCUAUUUAUAGUGCUGUGACAAACAAUCAUUUUAAGAAUCUGCGUCUCACAAGUUUUUGGAACUGAACUCGCGGGCCACCAGUUGAAAAGCCCAAAUGAUGAACAAGAGAGGACCUAAGAUGGAACCUUGAGGAACACCACCAGUAUAACUAAAGAAGGCGAACAAAUGACUGCAUCUGACACCUUACUUAUACAGUGACAAACAGGAAAGGACUUAAAGGGGUGCCUUGAGGAACACCUCAGUUCAAAGGUCAAUGCAAGGAUGCAUUUACAUGGUCCCAGUUCCUCUAGUCUUUUAGCAACCUCUUGCUAGCAGUUGUUCACUCUUUACAAGGCACAGUGAAGGGAAAGACGUGUUCUUUUGUCAAGUAAGGAUUGUGAUUGAUGAACAGAAUUUGACCCCAAAAGUGCAAUUUUUCUUUCAUGUAGAUUAUUAGUCGAAUCCAACAUGUUUAGUUGCAAUGAAACGAGCUUCAUCAAUAAUGACCUGAAGAUGUAUUUUCUACAUCACACCUGUGAUUUAGUCCCACUUUGACUUUCAUGUAGAUCAUUAGUCUGAUCCGACAUGUUUAGUCGUCAUGAUAACGACCUGAAGAUGUAUUUUAUACAUCACAGGUGUGAUUUAGUCCCACUUUGACUUUCAUGUAGAUUAUUAGUCUGAUCCGACAUGUUUAGUCGCAAUGAAAAUGACCUGAAGAUGUAUUUUAAACAUCACAACUCUGACAAAAGACGACGAUGAGUCUCGUCCUCCUCAGUGCCUCCAAGCGCUCGUCUUAAUCAGCCCAACAAAACCCAACUGUGAUCUUAUUCCAUCUUUUUUAUUGCAAUCCAGUAGCAUUAUUAAAUGAUGGAAUGUCUUUCUUUUCUUGUGGUGUCCGUUGAAACCAAAGCGGUAAUGCUUGCGCCCCAAAACGCUGACUAAGCAUUAUUUCUUGGCAAAGAAAUAAAAAGUGGCUGCGUGUGCUUGGCAAGCAAUUUAGUUCAAGUGUUAUUGAAUCUUUUCGAACUUCUCUAUUCCCUCUGAAAAUCUGCUAAUUAUCUAAAUUAGAUUAGUUUUGAAAAUAGUUACAUACAACUUAACAACUUUAAACUCAAUCAUAUGUAGCAAGCUUUUAAAUGUAAACAAAAAUAGUUUAAGAUAGCUUAGAAUGAGUUUAUGAAAACAUAUGUGAAAUAAAUCUACAAUAAUAAAUUAGUAAAUAAUAGGGCCAUACAGUUUGAAAACUUUAAAUGUAAAAAAUAUAUUAAAAAAAAAAAACUACCUAUAACACACUUCUAAUUAUAUACAACAAUAAACAAUACGUUUAAUAUAGCAUAGACAUAUUAAUCAAAAAAUGUAUAAGUAGCUAGUAUCGCAUCAUAAUUAAAUUAUCCCCUCAACUCCCCCCAAAAUGGAUUAACUCGCUGGAAUAAAAGACA
Messenger RNA from Nerophis lumbriciformis (worm pipefish), 5307 nucleotides. RefSeq names its product TBC1 domain family, member 5 (gene tbc1d5). The record is from RefSeq and is a predicted model, not a curated record. Gene Ontology annotation, biological process: activation of GTPase activity. Gene Ontology annotation, molecular function: GTPase activator activity. NCBI's taxonomy places the organism in Eukaryota, Metazoa, Chordata, Actinopteri, Syngnathiformes, Syngnathidae.